Messenger RNA from Prunus avium (sweet cherry), 1353 nucleotides. RefSeq names its product MLO protein homolog 1-like. Gene Ontology annotation, cellular component: membrane. The record is from RefSeq and is a predicted model, not a curated record. Gene Ontology annotation, biological process: defense response. NCBI's taxonomy places the organism in Eukaryota, Viridiplantae, Streptophyta, Magnoliopsida, Rosales, Rosaceae.
AUGGCUCCAGCAGCUGCCGGAGAAAGGUCUCUAAAAGAGACACCCACAUGGGCUGUUGCCAUUGCCUGUGCAGUUUUCAUACUUAUUUCUAUAAUUAUAGAACAAGCAAUUCAUGCUCUUGGAAAGUGGUUCCAGAAACGCAAUAAGAAAGCUAUGCUUGAAGCUUUGGAGAAAAUAAAAGCUGAGCUCAUGCUUUUGGGAUUCAUAUCUCUGCUACUUACGGUGGGCACAAGAUAUCUUCCAAAAAUAUGCAUCCCAGAAAAGUAUGGUAAUACGAUGCUGCCAUGUGAGCUAGAGAGCAAGUAUAAAGAGGAUGGGGGCGGCAAGGAUGAUGGCAAAAACAAAGGAGGAGGAGGAGAUGGCGGUGAUGAUAAUGACAGACGACGAAAGUUACUUGAAUUUGCUGAAACCAUGAUAUGGCGUCGAGUUUUAGCCCCUAGUGGAGGAGAUUCCUCUGCUUGUUCAGAGGGUAAAGUGCCGCUGAUAUCUCCAUCUGGGAUGCACCAAUUGCACAUCUUCAUCUUUGUGCUUGCUGUUUUUCAUGUUGUGUACAGUGUCAUUACCAUGGCACUAGCGCAGGCCAAAAUGAAGAAAUGGAAAGCUUGGGAAUCAGAGACAUCGUCCUUGGAAUAUCAAUUCACAAAUGACCCUUCAAGGUUCAGGUUUAUUCGACAAACUUCGUUUAUAAAGCGUCACUCAGGCUUUUCUACAAUGCCUGGAAUAAGAUGGAUUGUGGCAUUUUUCAGGCAAUUCUUUGGUUCAGUUACGAAGGUGGACUAUCUGACCAUGCGCCACGGAUUUAUCAAUGCACAUUUUGCUCCAAAUAGCAAAUUUGACUUCCAUAAAUAUAUUAAGAGAUCCAUGGAAGAUGACUUCAAGGUCGUCGUGGGUAUUAGUAUACCACUAUGGAUUUUUGCCGUGGUGUUUUUGGUUCUAAAUGUUCACCAAUGGCACACGUUCACUUGGUUGUCAUUGGCGCCACUCGUUAUUCUUCUUGUAGUGGGUACAAAGCUUGAGCUUAUCAUCAUGGAGAUGGCUCAAGAAAUGCACGAUCGAACUACAGUGGUUAAAGGCGCUCCCGUUGUAGAGCCAAGCAACAAAUUUUUUUGGUUUAAUCGGCCUGAGUGGAUUCUCCUCUUAAUUCAUUUCACAUUAUUCCAGAACGCUUUUCAAAUGGCGUAUUUCUUAUGGACAUCUUUGGAAUUUGGGUUCACAUCAUGCUUCCAUGAAAACUUGCCUCUGAUACUGACAAGGGUUUUCCUUGGGGUAGCCCUACAGAUCCUAUGCAGUUACAUUACCUUCCCUCUUUAUGCUUUGAUUACACAAAUGGGAUCUCACAUGAAGAAAGCAAUU